AUGUCUCCCACCCAUCAACUCCAGAGAUGGACGUCGUACGCAAUCUGGUCGAGGUCGACGGGGAUUCCCGCAUCAACCUUGUGGCGCCGGGCCAAUAAAAAGCCUUCUGUUGCCGACAAAGCCGUCAAUCAGCAGUACCUCACCCUUCAAGAGGAGCAGGCGCUGUUGGUGAAGAACGCACUCAGUCAAGUUUCUACGAUCGCUCGCUCCGGUCAUCGCGCGCCAACGAUCCUCGAUUUUCUAGGUUAUAGGUCGCAGUCUCGAGAUCCAGCCUCCGGGAAAGAAUUGGCCGCAGGGUUUUUACUUGCGCCAUCCGCAAUUGAAAGCGCGACGGCUACGAGCGAUCGAUCGGAAGUGGGAUGA
Penicillium crustosum is the source of this 363-nucleotide messenger RNA. RefSeq lists its product as uncharacterized. The transcript is spliced from 2 exons. The record is from RefSeq and is a predicted model, not a curated record. Lineage: Eukaryota; Fungi; Ascomycota; Eurotiomycetes; Eurotiales; Aspergillaceae. The coding region runs from base 1 to 363 and encodes 120 amino acids.